UCCGGUCCGUAUCCGGUUUCCAAUAAAGUUGCUGCAAAACACAACACAGUGCUUCGGUGUGUAGGUGAUGAUCUGGGUUCUCUCUUUUCUGAGAGAUGUCUUCUCGGUGUACGCGUGUGCGAAAUUCGUCUUCCAGGCAUCUCGUGUUGGCGUCUUGUGGAAUGUGCUUCAUCUCGUUUGGCGGUCCAGGCAGAGCCACAUGACGGGCAAACGAGCACCAAAGUGCAAGCCAAAGAACGGCAAGACGAGGACAAGAAGGCCAAGCCAGACGUUGCCCUUCAGCUCAACUGCCAAUUUGUAUGGGCGGGCGAAGCACCAAGAAACAAGAGGGAGGGCGAGGCAUGGGAGGAGUGGCAGAAGCCACUACCGGAGAAGACGGAUGUGAGGAAUUUCGACAACGCAAAAGUCGAGCGCGCCAAAGCUGCAGCUCGAGACACACAUCAAGAGAGAGCACAACACAGUGGCGACUCCGAUCAAUAA
Molecule: messenger RNA, 480 nt
Organism: Aureobasidium vineae
Lineage: Eukaryota; Fungi; Ascomycota; Dothideomycetes; Dothideales; Saccotheciaceae
Source: the annotation of a GenBank genome assembly